UUUUUUCUUCUUCUUGCAGUUCAAUCAAGUCUUGAAGUGUAUGAUAUAUUAUUAUUAGCCAAUUAGCUAAUUAAGGGUUCCGCGAGUAACCUUCAAAUGGAUAAUCCUACUGAAAUGAGUUUCUCAAUGUGUGAUAGUUUUGUAAUUCUGAGUUCUGACCAUACAAUAUGAUAUAUUAUGCCGAUGAUGCAAGGUAACAUCUUGAUUUCACCAAACUCUCUGGGUUUUGCACAAUGGAUGACACUUCUUCUCAGGUUUCAGAUAGGAUCAGCACAUGGAAGAUUCAUUCUUCCUCCUAAAGAUUUUUCAAACACACAGUUUAGAGGGCUUAAGGUUGUGUUAGCCGAUGAUGAUGACGUAAACAGAACCUUGACUAAGAAGCUGCUUGAGAAGCUGGGUUGUCAAGUAACUGCUGUUUCAUCAGGUCUUGAAUGUCUAGGUGUCAAGAUUAUCCUGUUGGAUCUUCACAUGCCUGAAAUGGAUGGUUUUGAAGUUGCAAGAAGGAUAAGGAAGUUCCAGAGCAGAAACUGGCCCUUGAUUAUUGCGCAAACAGCAAGUGCAGAAGAACACAUAAAGGAAAGAUGCCUGCAGGUGGGGACGAAUGGAUUGAUUCGAAAACCUGAAGUUGCUACGUGCAGGUGAAAAAUUGUGAACAAUGUCAACCAAGCAUCUCCAAUUUUUUAGGUUCUUCAAAAUUUACUUCUUAUUCUGACAUAGAACCUGGAAUUUCUAACAUAUAUACUAGGUUCAUUUUGCUAACAAUUUUUCUUUUUGAUCUUUUAGCCGGACACUGAAUUGUGGGUUUCUACCAGGUGUAUGGUACUUCUUCCCAGCACUUAACAGAUGAAAUACAAGAUUCUAAA
Lotus japonicus is the source of this 863-nucleotide messenger RNA. RefSeq names its product protein EIN4-like. Gene Ontology annotation, cellular component: endoplasmic reticulum. NCBI's taxonomy places the organism in Eukaryota, Viridiplantae, Streptophyta, Magnoliopsida, Fabales, Fabaceae. Gene Ontology annotation, biological process: phosphorelay signal transduction system. The record is from RefSeq and is a predicted model, not a curated record. Bases 178 to 642 code for a protein of 154 amino acids. Gene Ontology annotation, molecular function: ethylene receptor activity; ethylene binding. The transcript has a single exon.